UAUCGUCAACAUCCCCAGCGGAGCUUCCCUCACAAGAUGUGAAAUCGAUACGCUUUAGAGCGCUAAGAUCCUCGUCCCACGCAAACCUGCCGUAUUAUAUUUUUAUUUCUGCUAGAGGAGAGUCAACGGGAACACAUCAACGCACGCAAGACACAUGGUACAUAUUUCGUGUCUUGUUUGGAGGGACGCACAACGGAAAGUCCGUUCACUCUGUCACUGACAGCAUUCUUACCUUGUUCUCUCAGAACGAAACGUAUUGACUGCUAUGGAACAGGAAUUUACAGCUUCACACAGCAAUAACCUAAGGUGACUUGAUUAAUUCAUACAGUAAAAUCAAGGGGACAGAGAAAGAUUUUGUAACAAAUUUUGUUUUAAAAGCUUUGCGCGGAGAUUCGGACAAGAAAGUUCGCGCGGUCCUGAACAGCUUAUGAUUCAACUGAAAGAUGCGCGCGGACUAAUGCGGUGUACAGUACGAGUGUUUUAAAGCUAUACUGUGUUACUGUCAGUAAUUUUUCCUGCUUUUUAUCAGAUAUAUUCUGUACUUAGUCAAGUUGGAUAUCUGUUGCUCGAGAAGAAAUGACUCACGUUUAGCAGGUUCAUUGUUUCGUUGCUCGUGCUCAUCCUUAGAAAUCAGGUUUAUUGUUGUUCACCGAGUUUACCGGCGCCUCACGGGCUUCUGCAAUGCGAGACUCGGAUUCAAAUCGUUUGACAUUUCUGUGGAAAGCCAGUCGACUGCCAAAUUGUCACUGAAUCAAAUCGAACGAGCCGGACACCUGGAUUGCUGAGUCGCAAGCCCACAGCCUAUUGAACACAUUAGCACCUGUCACAUCAGUCCAGCCAAGGUCAUCGCUCCUUCUCUUCAUUCUCCAUCCGGCUGUUAAACACCGAGUCCCGGCGCUCUGCUCUUCAACAAUGGAGAGCCUAAGUGAGCUUCAGAACCCUCUUCUAGAUAAGAACAGCAAGCAUAUGGUUAUGGCUGACUAUGGUUAUGGGGGCGACUUCCAUAGCAACCAGUAUCAGGAGAACAUUAUAAACUACUUUGUGACUGGUGGAGGAGGUGGAGGAGGAGGUGGCGGCGGAGGUGGGGUUGCGGUCACAGGAGGAAACGGCAAGGCUAAAGCCCAGCUACUGGACGCCACCUCGCUUCACCUGGCGGUGGAGGCCUUUUACAAGCCUAACUUCAUCCUUUACAAGGACGACGUGAGCAGCAAGGGCAAGGAUUACAAAAACGAGUGCUGCGAGACCACCUUCAUGGAGAAGAAAGACAAGGACGUAGCGGUGGAGACCCCCAGUACGGAGGACCCGCAGGCUAAACUGCUGGACGAAAACGAGGUGAAAAUCCAGACGGUGUCUUAUGAGGUAGAAGAAGAGGAGUAUGUUGAAUAUGAGACAGACUGCUCCAGUGACAGCGAGAGCGAGGACAACUUCAUCGUCAUCCCUCCUCGUGAUCACCUAGGCCUCGCUAUUUUCUCCAUGCUCUGUUGCUUCUGGCCUCUGGGCAUUGCUGCUUUCUACUUUUCUCAGGGGACCAGCAAAGCCGUGACUAAGGGAGACUUCCCAUUGGCUAGCAUUGCAUCUAGACGAGCCUUGUUCUUGGCCGCUCUCUCCAUCACCAUUGGGACGGGGGUCUACGUGGGCGUGGUGGUGGCCCUCAUCGCGUAUCUGUCCAAACCAGGCCACAUUUAGCACAGUCAUGAGAGGACUACAGAACUCCACGAUACUACACAGCCGCCUCUGAACGUCUUUUUCCAAAUGUCUCAUUCUCAUCCCUCCCCGUGGACUGCCUGUCCGCCCAAAUCAGAGAAAGGGAUGAACCGAAAGAGGAUGAACCAGAAGAACUGGGGACAUAUCACCUCAGUCAUAAUAUAUAAAUGUAAGCUUCACCGCGUGUCACACCACACUGGAUAAAACUUAACUAAGUCUGAGAGCAGUUAAGGUGAAGAACAUAAACUACAGACAAAUAAUCAGUCCAAUUAAACGAACCCGAAGGGAAGAUAUUCCCAUGAAGACACCCGUAAGGAUCAAAAGGGACUACGAGCCCUUGGAUUUGUUUUUCCCUUUCUAACUGUGCUUCAUUUGGAACCUGAAAGAGAAGUCAAGCCACUCUCGGUGUUUCUCUCUCAUUACUUAGUCCGGUAAACCCCAUAUGUGCGUGUGGCCCAAUUACACCAGCACUGCUGAAUACACCAACUGCAGUCUGUGAGCUCUGUUAAAAAGGAUAGAAUGUUGUCCACCCUAUUUAGGAAAAAUAACACAGCUUUGUAUGUUAUAAUAAGCAAAUGUGGAGUUCAUACACAAACCUAAAUGCUCAUGAUCACGAUACAGAACUACAGGACAAAAAAAUAGCCAUCAAAGACGUUCCACCACUAUGAAAUUCAUCUGUGAAAUUCAGCACACCUUAUACACAACCUCCAUGUCGUUCCCACUUCUUUAGGGCUCAAUGCUUUGUAUUGUAAAUUCUUUGUCUUUUGUUUUGUUCAAAGUCAAAAUCUAAUUUUGACCCAACGAAGGCUGCAAGGUUUAUGUGUCUGAAGAAGACACGGAUGAAAAACAAGGAAAGCAAGCGUUUAUUUUAUAUCGCUAAGGAUUUGCUUGACUUUAACAAAUUCUCUUUUACUCCCAGAUGUCUGAACUGAAUAUAAAUGAAACAACUGUACAUGUGGAUGAUAUGGCGAUGUGCAUCACUUAAUGUCCCUUAUGAUUGGAAAAAUUCAGAGUUGGCAAAACUCAAGACAGAUGAUCAAAAAUGUACAAUAUACUUUCCUCAAAUCCUAAGAUGGAUGUUUGAACAAAGAGGCAGGUUUUGUUUUCAGGUGAAGGGGCCUCAGAUUGAAUCGAUUAAUAAUGUAUUGGAUGUCUGUAAGCUUACGGGCAUGACAACGAACACACAGGGGAUGUUGAGUUAAAGGUCGACUGGUCUAUUUCAACAACAAUGGAGCCUGAAUCUGGUGUAGUCAUCCACAUAAGAAAUUAAAAACAUGAAGACAAUAGGUUCCCCGCUGGCUAGGUAGUGAUUCGAGGUUUGUUUUGAAUUCCUAUGAUAUAGAACUUGGAAGCUGGUAGAAAUGAAAUUGGCCUCAUUUUGAAGUAUAUUAGCCAAUUAUGCAUAACCUCCUAAUUACUUCCCAUGGUGAUUUAAAAUACUCAAUAGUAUUGAAGUAUUCUAAGUUUUCACAUUUGCAGUGUUACGCCUUUCAGGGGCCGGACUGACAAAACAUUCCCAAGUAUAAAAAUCUUGUGCUAUGUAAUGUGCUAAUUUCUUUGGUUAAAGGGAUAGUUCACCCAAAAAUGAAAAUUCUGUCAUCAUUUACUCACCCUCAAGUUGUUCCAAACCUGUAUGAAUUUCUUUCCUUUUCUGAACACAAAAGAAAUUAUUAUUAAGAAUGUUGGUAACCAAACAUUUGAUGGACCCCAUUGACUUCCAUAGUAUUUUUCCCCCCAUACUUUGGAAAUCAAUAGGAUCCAUCAAUUGUAAAUCAUCGUAAGUAACUUCUCAAGUUAGGAUAACCUCCAACCUCCAUUACACAACCUCAUGAACAUGAUAGUACAUUAAAGCACAGCCACAGUAAAGAACUUUUACUUGAGUAGAUUUUCACGAGUUCUGCCCCAAAACAUAAUAGCUGACAUUAUGGUACUCACAGGUUUCAGAUGCUUUUUGAAUUCUGGAGAAACUCAUUCACAGGGACUUGAAGGUAUAUGGAGAACGGUUCAUUGUGAAAAGAGCAAACUGGUAAAGGUCAUGCUUUACAGCAUGCUUUGUCUUCAUGUUAAAGUGUGAGUACAUGAGAAAGUACAAGGAACAACUUUGACUUGGACUUCUAUUGUGAAGAAGCCUGGAGUUAUGCAUUAUUGUUAUACUGAUGAAUUAUAUGAAUGUGUAAAAAGUGUAACCAGAUACAAAUAAUUGAAAAUACAUUAUUGCAAAUAAAAGUCAAGAGAAUAGGGAAAUUUUUUUACAGGAGGACAAGUUUCUAUUGGUGUGGCGCUUUUGUUAAGGUUAGCAGAUUUACUCAUUGCCAGCACUGUAACGACACACGUGAGAAUGAAUUCACUAAAUCACCAAGCUUUUAUUAGACAAGAAUGAGCUAAAAUGAAAAACGAGGGUACGGUUGAAGAUUUUACAGUUUAUUCACUGUUCAUUAUCUGUGCCAUAGGAACUAAUUACCCUUAAUGCUUAGUAUAUGGCACCAAAAUGAGAUUUCACUCUGAAAUUAAGCGCCUGAUAAUAAAAAAUAAAUUGUCAUACCAGAACUUUUGUAGGUUUUUAUGCAAACACGCCACCCUACAUUCACAUACUUGAAAUAGUAUGUAGCAGAAUGCACAACAGGGAAGAAUGAUGCCUGGAUGGCUAAACACAAACCUCUGCUGCUUUCUCUAUGCCUAUGAUGCACAGCACACACUCAAGACCCUGCUGGUUUUGUUGAGGUCUUUAGCAAAUGCAUUUCCACUGCAAUCACCAGAGCGUUGAAAGCCAACAUGGGACACUUGCAGUCUCUCAGCGCAGGUCAUGCAUUAGUCAUACCUGACAUUUACGGUUCACAAUUAGCUUCCCAUAAUGGCUUUUUCCGAGGAAGUGUCUAGUCUCCAGAGCAUAGCUGGAAAUAGCAAAACAUAAUUGUUUUUACAAAUAACACUCUAUGCUACUUUGCAGCCACUGAAGCUUGACCAAGCAAAUCUUUGCUAUUUUGAAGUGUAGCAAAAAUAAAACUACAAACGAGGGUAUAACACGAGCAAAAACUAAAAUUGGCUGUAAUGAAAUUGGAUUUCACUUUCCGUCAAGGUCUCAGCUGAAAUUAACAUGGUAUCAAGCCAUUUUUCCUCAUGUGUUUGCGUCAUUAAUUUCUAAAUGAACAGUGUCAGUGUCUGCCCUCCCUUGAUUGUGUAUCAGCUUGGUCCUUUUUUUCCCCCAUUUUGCAUUUCCAUAGUGACUAGUCCUUUUCUGACGUUCAUUUUACGCCAGUGCUCGCAGUGUUUUGCUGUUAGUGUUUUGUUAAUAUUGUGAUACUUGAGUUUUUUUUCAUUCAUGAUUAGAAUGUGCUUGUGAGACAGUGACGAUGUAAAUACUGCAAAUAAAAGACAAGAUGCAGCGUUAUAAAAUAAAUAAUUUGACACAAAAUGAUCUUGUAUCUAUUACUGCAAACGUUGGAUGUGUUUUCGACUCUUGGGAAAAUAUGAUACACUGUGGUCCUC
Molecule: messenger RNA, 5190 nt
Organism: Megalobrama amblycephala (Wuchang bream)
Lineage: Eukaryota; Metazoa; Chordata; Actinopteri; Cypriniformes; Xenocyprididae
Gene: syndig1l
Product: synapse differentiation inducing 1-like
Exons: 4
Coding region: 913-1686 (257 amino acids)
Cellular component (GO): intracellular membrane-bounded organelle; membrane
Source: RefSeq, a predicted model, not a curated record